UCAGGUCCACCUCCCACGUGAUUACAGGGUGUAUGACUUUCUUGACCUUGGCGCCUUUUUUUCCAAUUUAGAUUUUCCCUUCUAGCUUCUAACCGUUUUUUUGCUAGGCAUGGAAUAAACCGGUUUUCGCUAAUUUCUGGGUUUUUGUUAUGUGUCACGAGAGACUCCGCCUAUCUGUUUAUUGCAUCACAUGUCUGCUAGUCUUCUGGGUAAAAGGAAGUCGAUUCCUUUAUUUUAUGUGAAGUACAGUUGUCAGCUUCUUGCUGUGACAACCUGUGACCGUCCUGCUCACCGAGCUUUCUAUUUUUAAACCAAAGCCGGUAUCUAAAUUGGACGUCCCACUCAAAGCUGCAAAGGUGCAAAUUCUAAAAUUUUAAUCACUUGCAAUGGCUGCAAGGCGCAUUAAGAAACUUGCUGCUGGUGGAAUUGCCUUGGGUGGAACUGUUGCUCUUGCAUCAUGGGUUUUUGGAGAUGAUAACCACACUAAGAAACAAUUUGGUCAUGUCUUAGCUGCUGACAAUUUGAAAUCAAGGCCAACUAAGCCUUUACCAACUAGAAGCGAACAGCUUAAAGCACUUGAAGAUGAAGUCUAUGAUGUCUUAGUUAUAGGUGGAGGAGCAACAGGAGCAGGAUGUGCUUUGGAUUCAGUGUCACGGGGUCUAAAAACAGCAUUAGUUGAACUGGAUGAUUUCAGUUCAGGGACGAGUAGCAGAAGCACGAAGCUGCUACAUGGCGGUGUACGCUACCUCCAAAAAGCAAUUUUCAAUUUAGAUAUUGAACAGUAUAAGAUGGUCAAAGAAGCCCUUCACGAACGAGCGAAUCUCUUAGAAAUCGCCCCUCAUCUCUCCUACCCUCUUCCUAUUAUGUUACCAGUUUAUACUUGGUGGCAAAUUCCUUAUUACUGGUCUGGAAUAAAAAUGUACGAUUUAGUUGCCGGAACAAAGUGCAUUAAAAGCUCCUACGUACUAAGCAAAGAGAAGGCUAUCGAACUUUUCCCAAUGCUUCGAAAAGACAAACUUUGUGGGGCAAUUGUUUACUAUGAUGGUCAACACAAUGACGCUCGUAUGAACAUAGCCAUCGCUUUAACUGCCGCUCGUCUCGGAGCUACCGUUGCAAAUCACGUGAAAGUGUUGAGUCUAACGAAAAAUAAAGAUAGCGAAGGCCAAGAAAAAAUCUCCGGUGCACAUGUACGUGACGAGAUUACCGGCAAAGAAUGGGACGUCCGAGCAAAAUGUGUCAUCAAUGCUACGGGUCCCUUCACGGAUUCCAUCAGGGAAAUGGAUCAACAGACAGUGAACAAAAUAUGCGCACCCUCCGCAGGUGUUCAUAUCGUGUUGCCGGAUUACUAUAGCCCAGCCAGUAUGGGCUUACUUGAUCCCUCCACUUCGGAUGGACGUGUAAUUUUCUUUUUGCCGUGGCAGGGUUUGACUAUCGCUGGAACAACUGAUACCCCCUGUGAAGUGACUCACCAUCCAAGUCCGACAGAAGACGAUAUCGAGUUCAUCCUCGGUGAAAUCCGAUCGUACUUAAGUCCGGAUAUUGAAGUUCGCCGUGGUGACGUCCUGUCGGCCUGGAGUGGGAUCCGUCCUUUAGUAUCAGAUCCAAAUAAACCAAACUCUCAGUCGCUGGUCAGAAACCAUAUCGUGCACGUGAGUGAUAGUGGACUCGUAACAAUCGCUGGAGGUAAAUGGACUACGUACCGCUCCAUGGCUAUGGAAACGCUCGAUGCAGCGGUCAAGAAGUGCAAUUUGCCAGCUCUUCGAGAAUCUGCCACUGACGGACUCCUUCUUGAGGGCGCUCAUGGAUGGACACCAACCAUGUUUAUCAGACUAGUGCAAGAUUUUGGAUUGGAGAGCGAGGUAGCCAAACAUUUGUCGGAAACUUACGGAGACCGAGCCUUCUCUGUUGCCAAACUGGCUGCAUUGACUGGCAAACGGUGGCCGAUUGUCGGAAAGAGAUUACAUGAAGAAUUUCCUUAUAUCGAUGCCGAAGUCAGAUAUGCCGUUAGGGAAUAUGCAUGCACUGCCAUAGAUGUGAUUGCUCGUCGUCUUCGCCUAGCCUUCCUAAAUGUUCAGGCGGCCGAAGAAGCCCUUCCAAGUAUUAUUUCCAUUAUGGCUGAAGAACUGAAAUGGUCCGACGCUGAACAGAAACGACAGUACGCAGAAGCGGUUAAAUUCCUUAAGGAAGAAAUGGGACAACAAGUUAACAGACAAAGCCGAGACAAAAUCCCAAUCAACUUGUCACGAGAAGAAAUCUCAAAUUACAUCAAACGUUUCCAGGCGCUCGACAAGGAAAAGAAGGGUUACAUCUCUAUCAACGAUAUUCGCCGAGGGCUCAAGCGUCAAGGUGAAAUCAUUUCGGGUACUCAGAUGCACGAGAUUCUUCGAGAGGUGGACGUUAACUCGAACGGCGUAGUCGAGCUGGAUGAAUUCCUUCAGCUAAUGGCCUGUAUCAAAUCUGGUCGCGUAACGAACUCACGUUUUGACCAGUUGGCACAAGAAGCUCAGAAAAACGCUGAAGAGGAAGAAGCAAAAAGGAAAGCUAUACCAGUGGACCGCAGUGGAGGAGGAGUCUAAAAAAUCUCUCUUUAAUUUAUAGUUUAAGGUGUUGUGUGGCCAUGGCUAAGCAGCACACCUUUUAAAACAAAUUCCCCUUUUUUUAAAUCCUUAAACUCAUUGGUUAUUUAGUCGUUUUUUUGUUAGUAUCCAUGUUUACAUUGCAUUUACACAUUUUAUCCCUUUAUCGUAAUGAUCAAAACCCAACGGGAUAAAAUGGCUGAAACCCAGAGUUAUUUACCAUCCGUCAAUUCGAACAAAGCCAAAGUAUUUCGUCCGUCUAUUCUUUCGGAUGGUUGUGCAAAAAAAAAAAAUUAUUUACUUAAAAUUAAUUCACAUUGGUGUUAUCCUCAUAGUCUGCACAGUGAGAUCCGUAAUGCGUACAGUAUCCUCCACAAAAAAGAGGCACCCCCCGGUCGCCAAAAAUAAAAUAAUAUAUUACUAGCGCUAGAUGGCAUUUAUUUUUUGCAACAUAUAAACAAAAAAAGCAUGCGUUUUUUUUUGUUUGUUUGUUUUGACGGCAAAAUUCCAGACGGUUUGCCGAUUUCCGAUGUUUUUUGUAAUUUUGCUUCGAGCAAAAUAAAGAAAACUGAAAAUUUGAGAAGUCUGGAGAAAGGCACACAUCGCUCCGUUCCGUUCCGACAACGGAAAAUUUGGAAAAAAAAAGUGAGUUUGGGAAAAGGUUACGAUUCAGACAAUGUGUGCCUUUCUCCAGACUUCUCAAAUUUUCAGUUUUCUUUAUUUUGCUCGAAGCAAAAUUACAAAAAACAUCGGAAAUCGGCAAACCGUCUGGAAUUUUGCCGUCAAAACAAACAAACAAAAAAAAACGCAUGCUUUUUUUGUUUAUAUGUUGCAAAAAAUAAAUGCCAUCUAGCGCUAGUAAUAUAUUAUUUUAUUUUUGGCGACCGGGGGGUGCCUCUUUUUUCUGGAGGAUACUGUACAUCUUUUAAGGUCUCAAUAAUCGUUUCUGACACUUAUACUGUAGGUUCCUAGCAAUUUUAUUCAGUGUAGUUAAAGUGUUUGCUUGUUUUUGUAUUUCUCUUUCUAUAGUAAUAAAUAGACAUUUGUGGAAGAAGCUGCAUCCUGGGGCUCAACAAACCAGUAAGUGUAUUGCUUGUAGAACUUUUAGUUGCACUUCGAUUCGUUAGCCUAGUAGCAUUGCACUUUAGCCGUGAAGCAUUCUGUUGGUGAAUAACUACUUUCAGGCGUGACUUGUGAUCGAUUAAGGUUUCCCUCUUUUGUUUUUAAUGCUCACCCAAGGGCUCAUCAUCUGGCUUUAUUUUCAAGUAGCAUUCCCAGUUUAUCCAGAAAUUCCAAACCCAUGUACAAUCAUGUUCUGUAACAUUCAAUGCAACACUUAGAUAGUUUCAAAUCAAUACUGUAUUAUUUAUUAUUCUGAUUUGUUUCGCACUCAAUACGGAGCACAGAAUAACCUCGAAUACGCGGCAUUCUUUGACAAAGUUUAAUUUUUUAUGUUUAACACGAUCCAAGUAAAUAAUGUUAUAGAUCACUUAGAUCCAACACAUCGACUUUGGGCAUGUUUUCCUCUUUAUCUACUUUUUGCACCGCACCUGGUUGCGCUACCAAAGGUUCUUGACGAGGUACUUCCAGCUUGUUCCAUGACAUAGGUUCGGCUUUCUUCAGUUUGAUUUCAACUUUGCUCGGUGUGUAGGUAACGCUACUGCUCACAGUGUCGAUAAUCUAGCAAAUGCAGCAUAAAGCUGUAAUUAUACAGCUUAAUAAUGCAGAAAUGCCUAAAUACUUACUCCUCGCAGCUCAAUAUCGGAGUUAUAAGAAGGUCCUCCAGUAAGCGAAUGAAUUUUGACGCGUAAGCGAACAGGAUUCACUUCGACAUAGGUCAAAGUUUCGUUACUAGGGUCGGGUUUUUUGCAGUAAAUGUUUACUAUGACAUGCGUCCCAGUUUGCAUCCAAUCUUGCCGACAUUGAGCUGAUUUCUUGAUUAGCUCCUCCUAUGGCAUUGGAAUACAGCUGUAAGUUUCGAAGUUU
Messenger RNA from Daphnia carinata, 4562 nucleotides. It is a transcript of the gene Gpo1, whose product is annotated as glycerol-3-phosphate dehydrogenase, mitochondrial-like. The transcript has 14 exons. Bases 387 to 2576 code for a protein of 729 amino acids. Gene Ontology annotation, cellular component: mitochondrion; glycerol-3-phosphate dehydrogenase (FAD) complex. Lineage: Eukaryota; Metazoa; Arthropoda; Branchiopoda; Diplostraca; Daphniidae. Gene Ontology annotation, molecular function: calcium ion binding; glycerol-3-phosphate dehydrogenase (quinone) activity. Gene Ontology annotation, biological process: glycerol-3-phosphate metabolic process. The record is from RefSeq and is a predicted model, not a curated record.